Molecule: messenger RNA, 1203 nt
Organism: Effrenium voratum
Lineage: Eukaryota; Dinophyceae; Suessiales; Symbiodiniaceae
Source: the annotation of a GenBank genome assembly
AGAUGUGCCGGGCUCGGAUGCGGCGAGUUGAGUCCCUUAAGGGGCUGCACGCAGGUUCCCGCGAUGAAUCCUGGCAUGGGCAUGGGCAUGCCCAUGAUGCCAGGUGGGAUGCAGAUGAUGCCCGGCAUGAUGCCAGGCAUGGCCCCUGACGCAGGAGCCAUCCAAGCAGAAAAAAUCAAGCAGGCGCGCUUUGAGGCAGUGGUCACAAGGAAGACCACUGCGAAGGAUGCUGAGAAGGUUACCACGGUCUUUGUCGGCGGUCUCCGGAAGAGCACCUCCGAAGAUAAGGUCAUUGGACACUUCGCCAAGUAUGGCCAGGUGGACAGCGUGGACAUCAAGAGGUUGCCAGAUGGCAGUUCCAGAGGCUUCGCGUUUGUGAAAUUCAAUGACAAGGAGUCAGUGGACAAAGUGAUAGAGGCUAAGGCCAAUCACAUGAUUGACAACAAGUGGGUGGCAGUGCGACCCCAUGGGGGCUCCGCCUUUCAGGCGGCACAGCACGCGGAAAGGGCCAAGGACAUGGUGCAGAGGGAGAAGGACAAGAAGGAGUCCGAAGGUCCAGCCACACAAGAUGACUAUGAGGAGAAGUGGUCUGAGAAGUACUUGCAGCAAGCUGCCUCGCUACAAGAUAGCAGAGAAGAAGAGGAAGACAAGGAAAAAGACACCCCCAUGAACCCCAUGAUGGCCAUGAUGAUGAACCCCAUGAUGCAGAUGAUGAUGAAUCCCAUGAUGAUGGGUGGCAUGAACCCAAUGAUGAUGGGUGCCCGGCCCAUGAUGGGCUGCGCCUGUGGGGGGUGCCCGGGCGCGGGCGGCGGCGGCGAGACUGGCGGCGGCAGCACUGGCGCUGCGGAGGGUGCUCCAAGCUCAUCCGGCAGCCCAGGAGGCUGCAUGCCAGGGUGCGGCUGCAUGCCUUGCUGCAUGGGAGGAUGCAUGCCAGGUUGCAUGGGUGGCUGCCCCUGUGGUGGCUGCUGCGGCUGUGGCGGUUGCGGCUGUGGCAUGAUGCCAAUGGGCAUGAGCAUGCCGGGUAUGCCGAGCCUGCCUGCAGGUGCCGCCAAGCCGGCGGAAACCUCACCGGAAGGCGAGACGCCCGAAGGCAGCGGCGGCCCGGUCAAGGAGGGAGGCGGCGAGAACCGCUUCCAGCCAUACUGAGUGUAGAUGUAGUAGGAUUUACACGAAGCAGAUGCCUCAGAUUCUGAAAGUUUUGCA